CGGAGACAAUGGCGCCACCGCGGCGCGCGUGCCCGUGCGCGCGCGCCUGCUUUGUCCUGCUGCUCGCGCUGCUCCCCUGCUGCCGCGUGCGCCGAGCGGGCGCGCAGUCGCAGCCGGCGGACGACAAGCAUCUGCUGCUCCGGAUCAAGAGCGCGUGGGGCGACCCGCCCGCGCUGGCGGUAUGGAACGCCUCGUCCCCGGGCGCGCCGUGCGCCUGGACGUUCGUCGGGUGCGACACGGCCGGGCGCGUCACGAACCUCACCCUCGGCAGCGCCGGCGUCGCGGGCCCCUUCCCGGACGCCGUCGGCGGCCUCUCGGCGCUCACCCACCUCGACGUCUCCAACAACAGCAUCUCCGGCGCGUUCCCGACCGCGCUCUACCGCUGCGCUUCGCUCCAGUACCUCGACCUGUCCCAGAACAAACUCACCGGUGAGCUGCCCGUGGACAUCGGUCGCCGCCUCGGUGCGAACUUGUCCACGCUUGUCCUCAGCAACAACCAGUUCGAUGGCAGCAUCCCGGCGUCGCUCUCCAGCCUCUCGUAUCUCCAGCAUCUCACGCUGGACACCAAUCGCUUCGUCGGCACCGUCCCGCCGGGUCUCGGUUCACUGACGAGGCUUCAGACGCUGUGGUUGGCGGCCAACCGGUUCGUCCCGGCCCAGUUGCCGGCGUCGUUCAAGAACCUCACCAGCAUAGUCAGCCUCUGGGCAUCACAGUGCAACCUCACCGGCGGCUUCCCGAGCUAUGUGCUGGAGAUGGAGGAGCUGGAGGUGCUGGACCUGUCCAAUAACAUGUUGACCGGAAGCAUACCUGCGGGUGUUUGGAGCCUCAAGAACUUGCAGCAAUUGUUUUUGUACGACAACAACUUCUCCGGCGACGUGGUGAUUAAUGACUUCGCCGCGACGAGCUUGACGCACAUCGACCUUUCAGAGAAUUAUAAACUUACAGGACCCAUCCCUGAAGCCUUUGGGCUCCUGAAGAACCUUACACAGCUGUACCUCUUCAGCAACAACUUCUCCGGCGAGAUACCAGCGAGCAUCGGCCCGUUGCCGUCACUGUCAAUAUUUAGGUUUGGCAAUAACCGCUUUACUGGCGCGCUCCCGCCGGAGCUUGGAAAGUACUCAGGAUUGCUCAUUGUUGAGGCUGAUUACAACGAGCUCACCGGUGCUAUCCCCGGAGAGCUGUGCGCUGGAGGCAAGUUCCGGUACCUCACCGCCAUGAACAACAAACUGACCGGGUCCAUCCCGGCAGGCCUCGCCAACUGCAACACUCUGAAAACGCUGGCUCUAGACAAUAACCAGCUCUCCGGAGACGUGCCAGAGGCUUUGUGGACGGCGACGCUGCUUAAUUACGUGACACUACCGGGUAACCAGCUCUCCGGGAGUCUUCCGGCCACCAUGGCCAGCAACCUUACGACGUUAGACAUGGGGAACAACAGAUUCAGCGGCAACAUCCCGGCUACUGCAGUUCAGCUCAGGAAAUUCACGGCCGAGAACAACCAGUUCUCCGGCCAAAUACCGGCCAGUAUUGCUGACGGGAUGCCGCGUCUCCUGACACUGAACCUGUCCGGUAACAGGCUCUCCGGCGAUAUCCCGGUGAGCGUUACUAAGCUAAGCGAUCUGACGCAGCUGGACAUGAGCAGGAACCAGCUCAUCGGAGAGAUACCAGCAGAGCUGGGCGCCAUGCCGGUGCUCAGCGUCCUUGACCUGUCGUCGAACGAGCUCUCCGGUGCCAUACCGCCGGCGCUUGCGAACCUGCGACUCACCUCCCUCAACCUGUCCUCCAACCAGCUUAGCGGCCAGGUGCCGGCCGGCCUAGCCACCGGGGCCUACGACAAGAGCUUCCUGGACAACCCCGGCGUCUGCACCGCCGCUGCGGGAGCCGGGUAUCUCGCCGGUGUGCGCUCCUGCGCCGCGGGGUCGCAAGACGGAGGCUAUUCCGGAGGCGUCUCGCAUGCGCUCCGCACGGGCCUCCUCGUCGCCGGCGCCGCGCUCCUCCUCAUCGCCGCGGCCAUCGCCUUCUUCGUGGCCCGCGACAUCAGGAAACGGCGCCGCGUCGCGGCGCGGGGCCACUGGAAGAUGACGCCUUUCGUCGUGGAUCUUGGUUUCGGGGAGGAGUCCAUACUCCGGGGCCUGACGGAGGCCAACAUCGUCGGCCGCGGCGGUUCCGGCCGCGUGUACCGCGUCACCUUCACCAACCGGCUCAACGGGGCCGCAGGCGCGGUGGCCGUGAAGCAGAUACGGACCGCCGGGAAACUGGACGGGAAGCUGGAGCGCGAGUUCGAGUCGGAGGCCGGCAUCCUCGGCAACGUCCGGCACAAUAACAUCGUCAGGCUGCUGUGCUGCCUCUCCGGCGCCGAGGCCAAGCUCCUCGUGUACGACUACAUGGACAACGGGAGCCUGGACAAGUGGCUCCACGGCGACGCUCUCGCCGCCGGCGGGCACCCAAUGGCGACGAGGGCGCGGUCCGCACGCCGGACACCGCUGGACUGGCCGACCAGGCUCAAGGUGGCCGUCGGCGCUGCGCAGGGGCUGUGUUACAUGCACCACGAAUGCGUGCCGCCCAUCGUUCACCGCGACGUCAAGACGAGCAACAUCCUGCUGGACUCGGAGUUCCGGGCCAAGGUCGCCGACUUCGGCCUUGCCAGGAUGCUGGCGCAGGCCGGGGCGCCAGAGACCAUGUCCGCCGUGGCCGGCUCGUUCGGCUACAUGGCUCCCGAGUGCGCUUACACAAAGAAGGUGAAUGAGAAGGUCGAUGUCUACAGCUACGGCGUCGUGCUCCUGGAGCUCACCACCGGCAAGGAGCCCAACGACGGCGGCGAGCACGGCAGCCUGGUGGCAUGGGCACGGCACCACUACCUGUCUGGAGGGAGCAUCCCCGAUGCCACUGACAAGAGCAUCAAAUACGCCGGGUACUCCGACGAGAUCGAGGUUGUUUUCAAGUUAGGCGUGCUGUGCACUGGAGAGAUGCCGUCGUCGCGGCCAACCAUGGACGAUGUGCUGCAGGUCUUGCUCAAGUGCAGCGAGCAGACGCAGCACAAGGGCAAAACGGAGCGUGUCCCUGAGUACGAGGAGGCUCCACUCCUGCAGCCACAGCGCGGGAGUCGCCGAAAACAGCCCUCGAACGGCACGGGGAUUGACAUCGAAUCGAAGAGCGACUUCGACAGCAUUGUCUGAAGGAAGGAACUGACCACUGCACGUAGUAAGGGGUGUUUGAUUGAACUGAAGCUAAUAAUUAGUUGUUAAAUUUAGUUAAAGAACAGCUAUUAGUUAUUUUUAUCAAAUUAGCUAAUAGUUAGCUAGCUACUGUAUUUGUUAGCUAGCUAAUUAGCAAAUUUUUAGCAACUUAUUAUUAGCUACAGUACAUUUAAAUACCCUGCUGAUGAACAGUGGUAGUGAUCAGGGGCGGACCUACAGGGUGUUCUAGGUGGGCCCUGGCACACCCUAAGCCAGCCCACCAAGGUCCAGCCCCUAUAGAUUUUGCGUGUGUAUUUAGGGGUUGGAGUAGUAGUAUAUAUUGAUCAUAAUGGAAAUUUAUGGUUUAAAUU
Zea mays is the source of this 3544-nucleotide messenger RNA. RefSeq names its product Protein kinase family protein with leucine-rich repeat domain. Gene Ontology annotation, molecular function: protein kinase activity; receptor serine/threonine kinase binding; ATP binding. Bases 9 to 3173 code for a protein of 1054 amino acids. The transcript is spliced from 2 exons. Lineage: Eukaryota; Viridiplantae; Streptophyta; Magnoliopsida; Poales; Poaceae. The record is from RefSeq and is marked validated. Gene Ontology annotation, biological process: protein phosphorylation.